Molecule: messenger RNA, 17405 nt
Organism: Cydia pomonella (codling moth)
Lineage: Eukaryota; Metazoa; Arthropoda; Insecta; Lepidoptera; Tortricidae
Gene: tweek
Product: bridge-like lipid transfer protein family member 1
Biological process (GO): synaptic vesicle endocytosis
Source: RefSeq, a predicted model, not a curated record
AAAAAAAUAUAUAAUAUACAUUGCCAUGCAAACUUCCACCGAAAAUUGGUUCGAACGAGAUCUAGUAAGUAGUUUUUUUUUUAAUACGUCAUAAAAAUUAAAAAAAAAAAAAUUUUUCAUCAAACCCAUACGUGUGGGGUAUCUAUGGAUAGGUCUUCAAAAAUGAUAUUUAGGUUUCUAAUAUCAUUUUUUUCUAAACUGAAUAGUUUGCGCGAGAGACACUUCCAAAGUGAAAAAAUGUGUGUCCCCCCCCCCCUGUAACUUCUAAAAUAACAGAAUGAAAAAUCUAAAAAAAAUAUAUGAUAUACAUUACCAUGCAAACUUCCACCGAAAAUUGGUUUGAACGAGAUCUAGUGAAUAGUUUUUUUUAAUACGUCAAUAAAUUAAAAAAAAAUUUUUUUCAUCAAACCCAUACGUGUGGGGUAUCUAUGGAUAGGUCUUCAAAAAUGAUAUUUAGGUUCCUAACAUCAUUUUUUUCUAAACUGAAUAGUUUGCGCGAGAGACAGUUCCAAAGUGGUAAAAUGUGUGUCCAAAGUGGUAAAAUGUUGAACAAGAUCUAGCAAGUAGAUUUUUUUUUAAUACGUCUUAAAUGGUACGGAACCCUUCAUGCGCGAGUCCGACUCGCACUUGGCCGCUUUUUUUAUAAUAAGUACAUCAUAAUCGCAAGUAUCGCAAUAAUGCAAUUUUUGUUACGUGUUAACGGAUUAACGAUUAACUUGCAUUAAUUCUUCCGGAAUGUAACGUUUUAACGUUUAAUGAAGUUAAUUUUUUUAUUAAUCGAUUAGCGAUUAACGGUGCGAAGCUAUGCGCGAAAGGUAAGUAGGUAUCAGAAAUGAUGGUGGAGGGAUGUAAGAAGAAAGGAAAACCAAGGAUGUGGAUGGAAUCUGUGAGAGAUGAUAUGAAAAGAAAGCAGGUGAAUGAUGAGAUGACGAACGACACAGAUAUAUUAUAUUAUAUUACUUUUUGGCUGUUUGGUAUAGAGGUAAAAAACAUUCUACGCCCACCUCAAAAGAUGGGAAAAGGACAAGCGAAUGAUAAUAUUGAUAAUGUGUUGAUAACUUGGAACGGAACGUUACGUCAGUCAGCUGUCAAAAAGCUGGAGUAUAGGAGGAUGGGCAGAAUGAUUAAUUAAUAAGAAUUAAAAGGAAUUAUAUCAAAAUAAAACCAAAAAAAGAAAUGUAUAGUGUUUUGAAAAUACUCGCAAAACACUUUUGUAUAAAAUGUAAAUGAAAUCUGUAGUGUAGUUAUAAAAAUGCUGAACGUGACGGAGGGCCCGGUGGCGGAGCGCUGGAACUCCACGCUGCUGGAGGACGUGAAGAUCGACAGCGACUUCGCGCUGCUGGUGGUGUCGCUCAUGUCGGCGGUGCUGUGGAUCGUGUACAUCACCUACUACAACAGCCGCGUGCUCGGCUACAUCCUCACCCGCCUCAUCAACAGAUUCUAUUUCCAAGAUGAAAACUUCAAAAUUGGAUCCUUCACCCUCAACGCGCUCUCCGGCAAGAUCAUGUUCCGCGACAUCGUGUACGUGACCUACGACUACACGCUGCGCGUCCAGGACGGAUACCUCAUCUUCCGCUGGUGGCGCAGCUAUGUGCCCAAGGAUGUCAGCGAAGACUUGUCCCACUCGGACACGCGCCUCUCCAUAAUGCUGAACGGGUUCGAGCUGCACGUGUACAACCGCUGCGAGCUGUACAGCGAGCUGGAGAAGACGUUCGGGCUGGAGCCGCUCGUGAAGCUGCAGCAGGACGAGGCGGGCCGCGAGCGCGCCAUGAACCACGCCAACGAGAAGAGGAGGCGCGCGCAGGACACGGUGCGCUCCGAGGCCGCCAUGGCGCGCACCUGGCGGGACCUCAUCCCCGUCAUUAAAGUAGACAUCACCACCUCCCGCAUCGUCUUCGGCAACCGUUUAGUGCCAACGACACUUUCUAUCAGCGUCGAGGAAUCACACCUAGUAUACAGCACCAAACCGCCUGCGUCCAGCCUCGACCACCUCAUGCAUUUUGUGAAGGCAAAGGCGGAGAACUGCAAAGUUAUGUUAGCCCCUAGUCCGAACUACACUGCCAUGGUAGACGAACCGCCGAGAUAUAUGGGAGAGGGUUUUGUCGUGAUGAGUUCUAAUUAUAUAGAGGUGUAUUUUUAUAUGGACGAGCCGGGUUUAGUGCCGGAACAGCCCGUGCUGCUGCGGCUAGCCAACGGAGACGUUGUGGAAUCGGCGCCACCGAUUUGGGGAGUUGAUAUAAAAUGUGGGAAAGGGACAGAUUUCAGCUACGGGCCGUGGGCGGACAGGCAGAGGGAUCACCUGUUCAAAUUCUUCUUUCCACCCAAUUAUAAGAGUUUGGAAGUGACGCCGCAGCCGAAACCGGGAGAUCUAAGACAAAUGCAGUCCUUCGACAUUAGGCUGUCGACGCUAAACGAGGCUACCAUCGACAUACUGUUCACAAAGAAUAAAGAAACGAACGCCGUUCAUAUAAACAUCGGCGCCGGCUCCUACCUGGAGGUGACCCUGCCUUGGAUCGUGCUGCAAGACGGAUACACGACGAAGAUAACCGGCCAGUUGCUGCAUCUCGAGGCCACCACCAGUCUGCAGUACAGAAGCUUGGCGGAAAGCGAAACGCUGGAGUAUACGGUGAAGUGCCACUACCCUCUAGUGUGGAACCACCACCAGUGCUGGCAGCUCGGCCUCACCGGCUGCAAGGCCACCGCCCACCUCGUCUACACGCACAUCGACUUCAUCCAGGACCUCAUCAACGACUGGUCCAACAAGUCCCGACCAGAUAUACUCCAUUUCGUUCCUUACACGUGGAAGAUCUCCCUACUGCUCAAGGAAUGCGAGGUGGUUACCGUCAGCAAUCAGUACAACUGGAUAGACUGCAGCUCCACCAACCAGGAGAACAACCACGUGGCCUUCUGCGGCGACCUGCUGGACGUGUCGUUUGACCUGCCCUUCGUCGACUUCUUGCCCGAUGUCAUCCCACUGAAGAUCUGGAUCCAGGGCGAGGCUGUCGACAUGAGCCUGUACCUGCCCGAGGUCAACACGUCCCGACCGCUGCUUCUGUCGCUGGACAAGAACAUGAAGCUGGUCCCGUGCCGGCUAAAAGCGUCCAAAUGGAGGAGAAAGUGCGUGAAAUCCCAGGGCUGGGUGGAGUGCUGGUCGGUGCCGAUCGUGGCGCUGAGCGUGCGCUACCACUACCACCCCGUGGCGCCGCUGGGCCCCGAGCCCCAGGCCGACAUCACCACGCCGGAGAAGGAGGAGAUCCUGCUGUCCCCCAUGCGGAUACCUCGCCUGAGGAAGCAGCCGCCCAUCAACUGGCCCGUGGACGGCAACGCCUUCGACCGCUCCUCUCUGCCGCCCGACAAGGUCAGCGUCGAGCUCGAAGUGGGGCCAUCUAUCUUACUCGCAUAUGGAACUAUUAUUACAAGCUUCAUGAACUUGCUGGAGAACAUCUUCGGCGAGGACCAGACUUUCACUGACAUGCAGAAGACGCCCAACUUGGAGACGUUUUUCUGGUCCAGCGAGAACACACCCAAGCCGGAUCGGAAUAGCUUCAACCAGCACGGAGACAUAUCCUUAGAUAAUACUAGUGAUUCCAGUAAAGACGCCUUCGAUCCGCGGCGGUAUCGACCUUUGGAUGUGACGGUUUCGAUAAUAAUCCACGACAUCCAGGCCCAUUUAGUAAAGAAUUGCAGCGAAAAUGAACCUCCCUGCCCGGUUAUACUGAUUGAGAGGUUCGGCUUCGAAAUGGACAAGAGCUUCAAGGAAACUAAGAUGCAACUCCUUCUGAGCCCCUCAAUCUUAGUCUCGGCGAAUAACCUGUCGCGAACCAACCCAAACAACUCGGGAGCUUUAUACCAGGGUCAUCUGAUGCUCUCGUCUUUCCAGUUACGGGGACAUGGUUUCUUCAGUGACACGAAUCGAUCCGUCGAAGAAGACACCAUAGAGUACGCGUGGAUGAUGGAACUCCAGCUCGGCCAGCUGACCGGUCGCUUGACGCUUCCGCAGCUCUACCAGAUCGUGUCAUCGCUCGAGACCUUUUUACUCCUCAUCUGUGACAGUGAAAAUGAACUAAUUCCGCCUAACUCAACAAAACAGUGCCACCACAUGAAUAGCAACAUUUGCCCGGAAACGGAUGUGGCGCUGAAAUACCGAUGUCCGACCACUAACGAAAUCAAAUACAAAAUGAUCCGAGUCGCGAUAGACUUGAUAGACAUUUACAUCGCGGACACAAACACGACGCUUCAAACCUGGAUUUCUCCAGUAAGACUAAGUUUGUGCAACUUGCACGGGGCUGGUUUCGGGAACGGGCUCACGGGUCUCUUGCCGAACAUAAAGCUGGCCUUGUUCACGCAGACCAACAUGCAGAGCAACUCGCACCACGCCUCCAACGGCAGCAGCAGCAGCCAGAACAAACUGCCUGAAAGCGAGAAUUGGGUCGGCGUUGGGUCUGUAUCUCUAGGACCAGUUUUACUUGAAGCUGCUUCAUCGUUACCGCAAAGCCCAAGGAAUCUGCAUUUGGUGCAGCAGAAAUUCUUGAAGCUUCACGACGAGAAAACUAAACGGCUCUGGUUCAUAUGGCCUAAUGAAGGCAAAACCGCUCUGUGUGGCUGUAUAGGUGGUUGUGCGUUCUUCGGUUCCAAUAGGAACGGGGCGAACUUCUUAAAACCGAAUCCUUCAGAUCUUCAGGACGGCAUCAACGUAGCGAUGUUUAAUAUUAUAGAAACGACGCCCGGCGAGUACGGCUACGGACAGAGCUUGCUGCACCCCGGCCAGCUCGUGUUCCACACGCCGCCCUACGACAGCCUCAACGUGUGCCUGCAGCCCUCCAACACCUCGACUCUCAUCCCGUCGCCGCUGCCACAGAACCUUAACAAAUCCCCACAGAGUACGGAACGCAGAAGUUUGACUCGACGGUUCUCAUACACCAGUAUGGGCAAAGGCAGCAGCAAUGUACUAGUUUCGAGCACCAAAAGUGAUGUGCCCUACGCCCGCCUGGUCGACUCCACAGUGCCCCUAGGCAGCACAAAGAUCGACAGCGAUUCCAAACUCCACAAGAGCAUACUGAGUGUUCCUCAGAUGGAAAGCAGCGUCUCAGAUUCAAAGUUAGCUCUAAGCUGCACAGUGAAAGACGGUACCAACCUGAACAAGAAAGUGGCCGCGCAUACGGACGUCGAAUCGUUUGUGGUCCCAAAAGUGCCAUCGCGAAGCGUCGCCGUGUCCGAGUCUCAUUACUCCUUGAACUCACAACCGGCGCCGCACGAGGAUGCUAUUCCCCUGGAAGUGCAGAGAACCAUGUCGAUCACGAGUGAGAACCAUUCGGAAGCCUUCUUCUCCGCGGACGAGGACAUGUUCCCGAGCCGAUCCUCGAGUCUCAAGCAUUCCUUCGGCAGCCGACACAGCAACCCUAAAGACAAGAGCUCCUUUGGCAUCAACGACAUCACAAACGAAAAGUGGACGAACUCCAUGCCGAGGUCGGAAGCCGUGGACGGUCCGGACACGAUGAGUAACUUGAGCACGGGCGCUCAACCGGACUCCGAAAGUGGUUCCGUAUCGUCCACCUCUUUCAUCUCCGCCAUUUCGUCGCAGGAAGACAUGACGCUGGUGAACCUGCACAUGCAGACCAACAAGCCCAUCGUGGACUCUCCGCUCCUGAUGGCCAGUUACAUGCAAAACCUUCCACAGUACAAAUGCUCGAACUGGGGCACUUGCUCCCUCCCGAGCGGAACCGAUGUCUUCACAUUACCUUUGUUCAAACGUGCGGACGAUGGCUCAUUGAUAUACGUGGGCCAGAAAUAUUUGCCCAAGUUCGAGCCGUUUGGGAAGAAUCAUAUUAUGAAGCUAGUCUCCAAGAAAGAGGGUCACACGAGCCAAACUCAGCACGGACCUUUUUCAAACUUAACUCCACACUUUAAUAACCAAAUCAAGGCUCAUCCAUACCCUCAAGGUUGGUGGGACUUGCAGCAAAACAUGGACAACCAAGAGAACAAGGAGCAGAGUACUUCUUUAACGGCGACCACUACCAGUGAUAGUAAAAGUGGUCUAUCCGUUAAACUGCGAGGAGAGAUCGACAUCAUGCUCACUCCUCUAGUCCUCGAGAGCACUCAGAGAUUCGUCGAAUCCCUCACUCCGGUUCUGGCGAACAUACAUCCUAUAACCGUUAUAAACCAUCUUCGGUUACUUUGCAUCUCAUCAGUGCAGAGUGCAAACAUCUUGAAACAGAAGCAGUACGCCUCUAACUGGCUUCCAUACAUGCAAUCUCGAAACCAGUCUAACAUAGCCAUGGACAAGGACGACAAAUGUAAAUUGGCAACUAUACCGCACUCAAACGUCUACGAAGAGACAAUUUGUGACCAACUUCAAGCCACAGUCACGGUCCCGAAAGUUAACGUAAUCUUUAUUCAGUCUUCAGUGGUCGAAGACAUGAUUUCAUUCUCAGCCUUAGAUAACAUCCAGGACUUGACGUGCGUGUCUCUCUUCGGCGUGUCCGUAGAAAACAUCACAGCUAAAUACGUCAGCUCGAAGAAGACGUUAGAAUCUGUGCAGUUGUACUAUAGACCAACUUUAAGGGCAUUGGGAAGUAAGAAGAGUUUUGGAAUAAUGAAGGGUCUGGGUGGAAGGGCGUUGAUUUCCGCGCAGGGCAGCGGCAGGAAGAGGGGUCCGGAGAGAGGAGACCCCGUGUACAUCGAGACUUCGCAGCAACAGUGCGAAGACACUACCAUCACGCUCAAUGUUGGCAAAGUGCACGGACAACUGAGACGCCUCCGCAACGACCCGUCCCAGCUGAAGGACGCGACCGUCACCGGCAUCCCGUGCCAGCACUCCAAGGUCGCCUUCCGGUUCGUCAAGCCGGACUGCGGCGCCCCGGCGUGCGAGGCCGCUUGUUGCCAGAACGGUGGAACAGACGCGCAGAAGGAAAAUACCAUCGGCUACAUCAUGUUCGAGUGCGGCCUCGAGGGCAUCACCAUCAAGGUAUCCCAACACGCCCAAACCCACAAACCAGAUGAGAAACCUAAACCCGAACCAGAGAGUUGCCGGGAAUCCGUCAAAUCCGCAGAGGAACUCAAGCCAGACAAAGAGAAGACUAAACCUAGGUCGUCCGGCAUCGAGGACCUGUUCAGGAAGCGGGAGUCGAGCUCCAAGCCCAGCACUCCCAACUUGAGCAGCUCGCAGCCCGCGCCCCCGCCGCUGCCAGAACCGUCCACACCCGGCCCGGAGGAGCCCUCCACCGACAGCCAGACCGCAGUGGUGCCGCUGAAGGACAACGGCAACUCCUCGUCCUGCGCCGUCGACCUCAAGCUGGUGUGGUUCAACUUCGCCGCGCCUCCGAGAACACCCAUCACCAAGAAGAUCGACUACACCAGACUAGACUGGAACCUCCUAAGCACGGCAUCGCCGGCCAUCAACGCGUGGAUGAACCCGUGCAACCGGCUCGGCAUCCGCGUCGUGGCGCUGUACCGGGCGCACGCGCGGCGCCUCACCGCCACCGCCGCCAGCCUCAUGGCCGCGGCCCUGGACCUGGCGCCGCACCACACCCUGCCCAAGAGUCGCUACGGGCGCCACACGCCCAUGGCCAAGCAGCUGCGCGAGGAGCCGUCGCUGCAGCUGUGCUGCGUGCUGCUGCGGUACGCGCUGCAGGCCGACGCGGCCGCCGUGCAGGCCGACCUGGCCGAGAGGCAUCUGCCCAAGCUUUCCACGUUACGACAGGGCGUGAUAGUCCUCAGCCGCCAGUGGAAGAACAUUCUGUACACGCCGUUGCUUCUUGAACACAACUACAAGAGCAAGGUCAUGAAGCCGCUCAACGUCACCUUCGCUCUGCCGGAGCUCAUCGAGGACUCGGUAGAGGGCUGGCACGAGUACCAGGUGGACAACGAGGUCCUGGACGAGAACUGUCUGCUGCUGAACCUCGACACCGACAAGAUUGAGCUGCCCGCGGCGGCGGGCGGCGGCGGCGGCGGCGGCGGCGGCGCGAGCCCGCGCCCGCACUCCUUCCCCUCGUCCACGCCGCCCUCCGUGUACGGCUCAGAUUACGGCACGCUGAAGGAAGACUUCCCGGCGGUGGGCUCCAACCCCUCGCUGUACUCGCCGCACGGCUCCGACGACAACCUCAAGACCGACCGCGCCAGGGAGGACCUCUACCAGUGGAUGGCCAAGCAGGAACCCAUCAAAGUUGAGUCCAAGACGAAGAAGCCCAUAAUCCCGGCCUCAAAGAUGAACCCCCGCGCCGUGGCGGCCUCCCUACCGGCCUGCAGCCUCUACCCCCUGCAGGGCUCCCUGAUGCUGCUGGACGCGCACCUGGUGUUCCAGCCGCUGCUGGGCGCGCUGGGCGUGUGUCCGCAGCAGGUGGCACAAGGCGAAUCAAAGAACAAGUCCGGCGCAGAAGGCUCAAGUGCCUCCCCAGCGCUGGAAUCCCUUGGCUCCAAGCUGUCCCUGGGCGGCAUCAUCGACGUGUUCCGCAUCGACAUCGUGGUCAGCGAGCUGAAGCCGCGCCGGCACCCGCCCAAGGGGAAAGGUCAGCCUUCGCACAUCGACAUACCCUCUGAAACACCGGCCUUCCUCUGCGAAAAAGUUUCCAUCGACGUGGAUCUCAAGAAAGUGGCCGACAUGGCGGUGGAUGACCUCAUACAACGUCAAAACGUCCUCUACAUUUCAAGGGGGCAGCUCAAGAAACAUAUCAGCACUAUGCUGAACUUCAACAUCAGCGUUCGGUUUAUAUCACAGCAGGUGAACAUGCCGCUGUUACGUUUGCUGCAUCAAAUCAGCAACAUGUAUCAGAACGUGAAGGACACGCAGACCGAGCUGCGCACGCAGACCAAGAUCUCACACCGGCAGAGCAAACAUGCUGCUGACUCUGACACAUCAGUCUCAGACUUCCGCGAGAACCUGGUGAGCGUGUCCUCGCUGGACAAGGAGAGCCAGUGCGGCGCGCUCGACCCGCGGUGGGAGCCCCGCGCCGCGCCCGCGCCGCCGGCGCUCAGCCCGCAGAAGCUCGCCGGAGCCAAGACCAGGCCGCAGAGCUUCGCGCAGAAGCUGAGGUCCACGGGGAAGAGCGUUAAGGGGAAAUUGGGCUAUAGCUCCCUGAACGAGGGCGCGCACACUCCGUACUCGGCGCGCGAGCUGGACACCGAGGCGCGGCCGCGGCGACCGCCCCCCCUCCCCCACCCCUCGCCCCUCCCCGCGCUGCCCCCCCUGCCGCCGCUCCCCGACGACAGCUCGCUGGCGCCGCGCUGCUGGCGCACCGUGUACUCGCUGCUCAGUCUGUACGCGGACAUGCCGGACGCGCACACGAUUACACACAGGUUUUCUGUGACCACGGAAUUACCAGAACAGUACCGAACGAGCCGUCCCGCUCGACCGAGCUCCCGCGAACAGAACACCAGCAACUCGUCCUCCAGCGGCAUGGGGAUGGGCAUCGUCGUUAUGGGAGUGGCUAGAAUCCAUCGAACCCGACUCCUAGCCUCUCUGUCCGGCUUGAAGCUGGAGGCGGAGAUCACGUCGCUGCACGCGUCCCUGCAAGCGUCCCGCGCGCGGCAGUGGUCGCUGACGGGCGUGGUGGGGCGCAGCAUGAUCGUGCUGCUGGAGGGCGGCGCCCCCAACCACCAGACGGUGGUGCGCGUGUCAGUGGGCAAGUCGCAGGCGCUGUACUCGUGGGAGGCGGGGCGGGGCGGCGAGGGCGCGGCCGCGCUGGUGACGGUGGGCGGCGUGCGCGUGGACCUGCCGCAGCACCCCGUGGCGCUGCACGGCGUCAUGACGCGCUCCAGCCGGCAGCUGUCCUCCACUCUACAAGAGCUGGGCGUGACGCGCACGGCGUCGCGCAUGUCGCGCGGGCCGGAGGCGGAGGAGGAGGCGGCGGGGGCGGGGCCGGGGCCGGGGGCGGGGCCGGGCGCGGGGGGGGGGGGGGGGGGGGGGCCCGGCAGCCCGGGGCCCGCGCCCGCGCCCGCGCCGAGGCCCAAAGUCGCGCCGCUGCUGCCCGCGCCGCAAGUGCAGUUCAAAGUCGGCCUGCAGAGUCUCAGCAUCACGGCGGCUCUGCUGCCGUCGCUCCAGGCGCAGUACAAGAUGGAGCACGUGCAGAGCUCGGGCGUGAGCGGACGGAAGGCGCACUUCACGGUGGACCUGCCGCAGCACUCCUUAAGCUUCGUCACCAAGCUGCAGGUGUCGGAGGCCAACAUCCCGUCGUCGGCCAUGGUGGCGCUCCCCGCCGCGCACGUGGCUGCCCGCGUUUUAGAAGAUGCACCUAAUGGACAGGAGGCGGCCGCGGCGCCGGCGGGCGGCGUGGUGCUGCGCGCCGGCCGCUACCUGUACGCCACCGCCGACAUCGGCCUCUUCGAGCACACGCUGUCCACCGACCUGCUCAACCACCUGGUCUUCGUGCAGAAGGUGUUCAUGAAGGAAGUGAACGAAGUGGUGCAGAAAGUGUACGGCGGAGAGAAGCCCGUGCCGCUGUGGAACGAGGAGGAGGCUUCCACUUCAGCUCUCAACAGGAUACUCUUCUCCUUGCUUAUUAGGAUCAAGCGCAUCCAGCUGACGGCCACGACCCCGAGCAACUCGGCCGUGCGCCUGGAGACGGGCGCCGUGGAGUUCGAGCUGUCCAACCGCGUGCAGAACGUGCGCCCCGCCGAGCCGCACGCGCUCAGGCUGUUCGCCCGCGCUCAGGUGGAUCUAAACUUGAGCUUGGGGCAGCUGAUCCGCAACGCUAUGUUUGAGGAGGCCGAGCCGGAGUUCCAGCAAUAUGCCUUCUUCAACACCAGGAUAGCCAUGCGCAACGCAUUCCAAGACGAGAUGGUGAGCGGCGAGGACAAGGAGGUGGUCCUCAUCACGCUGAAGCGGCCGCUCAUAUACAUACAGCCUGUGGCCGUGGACAGAGCGAUCCUCGUGUGGCUCAACUACAAGAAUGCUUAUGAAUAUUGGAACGAGAAGAGACUCAACCUCAACAAGGAGGUGCUUACUGCGACUCAACAGGUCUUCGAGAAGGUCCAACUGACAUCCCAAAUAACGGCACCGCACGUCAGCACCCUGUUCCUGCAGCUCAACGUUGACGACAUCGGGAUAUGCAUACCUCUCAACCAACCCCCUGUGGCCACGUGGGGCCGCAGCGUGUACGAGUGCGAGUCGCGCGGCGCGGUGGUGGUGACGCUGGAGAGCACCAGCAUCUCCGCCUGCUCGUCCGGCUCCCUCGUCAGCAAGGGUCGUUUCGUAGGCCUCUGCUUGCGUUUCGCGGACGACUUCGAGACGUCCCUCGACGACUGGAAGCCGGACCCCGACCAGAGCGCCAUCAACGUGUGCUGCGUCUCGGAGGGCACGUACGAGGUGUGCAGCCGCACCACCGCCUCCAAACACAACGAAAACGCGAAGUGGUUUCUGAACGUAUCCUGGCAGAUGGAGGGCGUGGACAUCCACCUCGACGUGAACGUCGGCAAGCAGCUCUCCGCUCUGGGCCACACGCUGACCAUGCUUACAGGUUUCGAAGAAGAAGAUCCUCUCAAAAUGGACUAUGAAAGCGAUUUGGACGACGAGGCAGACAAUAGCAAAGAUUCACAGGAGAGCAUAAUCCUCCGGCGGAAAUACACCGACCACCUCCCGGCCUUCGUGUUCGACAACACCAUCGACGCCAAGAAGCGCUCCAAGCUCAUCGAGAAGGAGAUGAACGAGCAGGCCAAGAUCAUCAACGAUCUGAGGACGCUGGGGGCCAGCCACAGCACCAUCGAGUACGAGAUGAAGAGGCUGCACGACCUCGAGGCGCUGGUCUUCAAGGACUUCAGGCGAGACAUGAUCCAGAAGCUGCGCCGCCAGAGCGUGCGCGCCAGCACCAUCACCAAGGGCAAGCUGGGGCUCGGCUCCAACCGCUCGCGCUCCUUCGUGGCGCCCGAGCCGCCCGUGGACUUCCUGGAGAUGGAUGAGCCGAAUCUGAUGACGGGCAACGUCGGCGACUCCGGGGAGACUCUCCUCCUUGGCGACGAGGACAACCGGCUGGCUGACAUCAUUGAGGGAGGCAGCUGGAGCUCCAUGGAGAGCGAACCACUCACGGGUCCAUCGCGCUCAGCCUCGCUCCGAGGCCACACGAGCAGCGGAGCGCGCUCCGUGACGUUCCAACCUCCGCCCGUGCAGCGGCAGAGCUCGCUGCCCGCGCAGCCCGACCACUGGCCGGAGCACAGAGAUCCUGUACAGCUGCGCCGCAGGGACGGCGGCAGAGCUCGCUGCCCGCGCAGCCCGACCACUGGCCGGAGCACAGAGAUCCUGUACAGCUGCGCCGCAGGGACGGGUGAGUGUGACACGAGGGUCCGUGACGUUCCAACCUCCGCCCGUGCAGCGGCAGAGCUCGCUGCCCGCGCAGCCCGACCACUGGCCGGAGCACAGAGAUCCUGUACAGCUGCGCCGCAGGGACGGGUGAGUGUGACACGAGGGUCCGUGACGUUCCAACCUCCGCCCGUGCAGCGGCAGAGCUCGCUGCCCGCGCAGCCCGACCACUGGCCGGAGCACAGAGAUCCUGUACAGCUGCGCCGCAGGGACGGCGGCAGAGCUCGCUGCCCGCGCAGCCCGACCACUGGCCGGAGCACAGAGAUCCUGUACAGCUGCGCCGCAGGGACGGGUGAGUGUGACACGAGGGUCCGUGACGUUCCAACCUCCGCCCGUGCAGCGGCAGAGCUCGCUGCCCGCGCAGCCCGACCACUGGCCGGAGCACAGAGAUCCUGUACAGCUGCGCCGCAGGGACGGGUGAGUGUGACACGAGGGUCCGUGACGUUCCAACCUCCGCCCGUGCAGCGGCAGAGCUCGCUGCCCGCGCAGCCCGACCACUGGCCGGAGCACAGAGAUCCUGUACAGCUGCGCCGCAGGGACGGCGGCAGAGCUCGCUGCCCGCGCAGCCCGACCACUGGCCGGAGCACAGAGAUCCUGUACAGCUGCGCCGCAGGGACGGGUGAGUGUGACACGAGGGUCCGUGACGUUCCAACCUCCGCCCGUGCAGCGGCAGAGCUCGCUGCCCGCGCAGCCCGACCACUGGCCGGAGCACAGAGAUCCUGUACAGCUGCGCCGCAGGGACGGGUGAGUGUGACACGAGGGUCCGUGACGUUCCAACCUCCGCCCGUGCAGCGGCAGAGCUCGCUGCCCGCGCAGCCCGACCACUGGCCGGAGCACAGAGAUCCUCGUUCCAACCUCCGCCCGUGCAGCGGCAGAGCUCGCUGCCCGCGCAGCCCGACCACUGGCCGGAGCACAGAGAUCCUGUACAGCUGCGCCGCAGGGACGGGUGAGUGUGACACGAGGGUCCGUGACGUUCCAACCUCCGCCCGUGCAGCGGCAGAGCUCGCUGCCCGCGCAGCCCGACCACUGGCCGGAGCACAGAGAUCCUGUACAGCUGCGCCGCAGGGACGGGUGAGUGUGACACGAGGGUCCGUGACGUUCCAACCUCCGCCCGUGCAGCGGCAGAGCUCGCUGCCCGCGCAGCCCGACCACUGGCCGGAGCACAGAGAUCCUGUACAGCUGCGCCGCAGGGACGGGGCGCCGAUGUCAGACGCUCCAGGCUCCGAAUGCAAGAGUAGCAAGGCGAAGACGGCGGAGCCCAACAUCGACUUCGAGCUGGACGUGAAGGUGCACAUCAACAGCGGGAAGUGCGUGUUGCACACCAAGGAACCCUCCAAAGAUGAUGAUCUCAAGAUUAGCGGGUCCCGCAUGCGAGUGGGGCGCUCGGCGUCGGGCGGGCUCGGCGAGGCGCCCGGCUCGCCCGGCGCGGCGCGGCGCGGCAAGCCGCCGCGGCACCCGCCCGCGCCGGACCUCACCGUGUUCCGCGUGCCGGGCUUGGAUCUGAAGGUACCCGUGCUGUACAGCUGCCCCCACAGUGUCGCCUCGGCGAGGCGCCCGGCUCGCCCGGCGCGGCGCGGCGCGGCAAGCCGCCGCGGCACCCGCCCGCGCCGGACCUCACCGUGUUCCGCGUGCCGGGCUUGGAUCUGUCGCCUCGGCGAGGCGCCCGGCUCGCCCGGCGCGGCGCGGCGCGGCAAGCCGCCGCGGCACCCGCCCGCGCCGGACCUCACCGUGUUCCGCGUGCCGGGCUUGGAUCUGAAGGCGCCCGGCUCGCCCGGCGCGGCGCGGCGCGGCAAGCCGCCGCGGCACCCGCCCGCGCCGGACCUCACCGUGUUCCGCGUGCCGGGCUUGGAUCUGAAGGUACCCGUGCUGUACAGCUGCCCCCACAGUGUCGCCUCGGCGAGGCGCCCGGCUCGCCCGGCGCGGCGCGGCGCGCUGCCCCCACAGUGUCGCCUCGGCGAGGCGCCCGGCUCGCCCGGCGCGGCGCGGCGCGGCAAGCCGCCGCGGCACCCGCCCGCGCCGGACCUCACCGUGUUCCGCGUGCCGGGCUUGGAUCUGAAGGUACCCGUGCUGUACCCGUGCUGUACAGCUGCCCCCACAGUGUCGCCUCGGCGAGGCGCCCGGCUCGCCCGGCGCGGCGCGGCGCGGCAAGCCGCCGCGGCACCCGCCCGCGCCGGACCUCACCGUGUUCCGCGUGCCGGGCUUGGAUCUGAAGGUACCCGUGCUGUACAGCUGCCCCCACAGUGUCGCCUCGGCGAGGCGCCCGGCUCGCCCGGCGCGGCGCGGCGCGGCAAGCCGCCGCGGCACCCGCCCGCGCCGGACCUCACCGUGUUCCGCGUGCCGGGCUUGGAUCUGAAGGUUCACUACGAGUCCAAGACCAUCCACGAGGACUCGGCGUCCCCCCUGGCCCCUCCCGGGCCGCCGCCCGCGGAAGCCCCGCCCGCCCCGCCCGCCCCGCCCGCCCCGCCCGCCCCGGCGGCACCGCCCGCACCGUCCGCACUCCGCAAGGGCAUCAAGAAGGCAGCGCUGUUCGCGUGGAUCACAGUGCAGAGCAUCCCGGAGGAGACCGUCAUCAGCCCGCAUAUCCUGGAGUUCUUGGAGCAGACGCUGGAGCCUAUACCGACGAAGGCGUCCUUCACUGCGCCGACUCCAGAAACGGAGACGGGUGACCGCUCGCAGUCAGCAGAGGGCGCAUCAUACGGACAAUACGUAUACGCGUCCUUCCCCGUCGACGUGAUCGUGCAGUUCCACAUGCAGCCCUCCACCUUCCGCUUCUCCUGUCUCCCGGCCUCCAGGGUCGAGUGCCUGCUGCAGCUGCCCUCGCUGAGGAUCGUGUUCAGCUCCAAGCGUGCCCUGGAUGAGGUCGGUUUACCAGCAGUAGCGAUGGGAGGCCUCAGCGUAACGGGCUGCCUGGCCGACUUCUCCGUCUACAUCUUCCACCCCUACGGCGGCAAGAAGUCUAGCCUGAAGGAGCCUCAGUGGUCUCCCCUCUCUGACACUGAGAGAAAGGAUUCCUUGAGCAUCAACGUGGAGUUUGUUAAGUUCCAUCUGUCGAGGUCUAGGAAGUUGGACUUCCAGACGGAACAGGAUCAGUCCAAGGCCACUGUGAGGUUUUCAACUAUCGUGGACGUAGGCUCCGCGUGGUUUAAGUACGAUAUGCGUCGGCUCGGGGAGAUCCUCGCCUUCCCCAAGGCGUGGUACAGGCGGACCAUAGUGCGCAGGAUGUUCCUGGGGGACUUCAACGUGGAGGCCAGGCCUGCCAGCAACAACGUGCCGAUAUCCCCUGUUCUGCCACAAAGAGAGAAGAAGACUUUAGACAUACAGAAGCCCAAAGAUACUAGCACGACGACGGCGGGCAAUGCCGCGUGGGAGACGCUAGUGCUGUUCGCGGUCAACUUCAACAAACUCAACGUACAUAUGAACAUGGGCAAUGUCAUGGGGAAUGUCAGCUGGCAGAGCCGCGACUUCAACUGCACGGGGCGGCUCAGCAUCGGCAGCACCGGCCACCGCAACAUGCUGGUGGGCGUGGCUUUGGCCGGCUCCUCCCUGGACGCGCGCGGCGGCAUCGUGGGCGGCGCCAUCUCGCUGGCCGACAUACACACAUACGUGCACAUAGAAGAGGAGCCCGGCUGCAACCCCGGCCACACGUGCGGGGUGCGCCUGGCCGCGCUGGAGCUGCGGCUCGAAUACAUGGGCACGUCCGUGCUGCUGGCGCGCGUGUCGGCGCUGCAGUGCCAGCUGCGCGACGAGUCUGUGGCGCAGCAAGCAGCCGCCGCGCCACGCGCCGCACACGCACAGGUACCGCCGGCGAUCAUCCUGACACACGGCACGCUCUCGUGGAAACAGCUACAGCUCCUAAUGAGCCGCAGCACCACCCCCGACCUGCUGAAGAUGCAGUAUAAACUCGAGGAGUUCUUCACGCAGCAGUUCAACUCCUCAAGGCGUGUGCUGUCCGCACUACAUCCGUAUCCAUCCAGGAGACAACAGUCCGCGGCGCCCGGUGCGACCCCCGGUGUCCCGGCAGCGGACAAGCCUGCCGACGGACAAGCGCCCCCCGAGCUGCGCCACCACCGGCACUGGCAGGAGGUGCUGCGCGCCGCCGCCGGCAUGCGGCCCCAGCUGCCUACCGACGGCACGGUCCUCGGCGGCACGAUGGAACUGCAUGGCGCCAACAUCUCGCUGGCGUGCUUCCACGGCAACAGUUUCAAGGCCAAGUCCUGGGCGCUCUUUAGUCUCAAGGACCCAUGCAUCAGUUUCGCCACCGAAGCUCAGCAGAUCCCCAACGACGACGGUGCCGUGGAGGUGCACGUGACGCAGUCGCUGACGGCGGCGCUGGGCGGCGGCGCGGCGGGCGCGCGGCCGGCCGUGGGCUCGGUGUGCCGCGUGACGCGCGCGCUGCUGUUCCCGCCGCAGUUCAAGACUCUACGCGAGUGGUUCACCUACGCCUUCGCCAGCAGCGAGAUCGACGCCAUCGAACUGUUCCCCUCGCUGGAGCUCGCGCGGGAGCGAGAGGCGGGCGCGGGCAACACCAACAGCGCGGAGCGGGAGCGGGAGCGGAAAGCCGCCGCGCCCGCCCAGCACCAGCGCGAGGUCAUCUUCGCGCUGCCCGCGCUGCAGCUGCACCUCCGCACCAAGCACCGCCAGAGCCCCGCGCCGCCCACCGAGCAGGACGAGAAACCAGUGGUGGAAUGCAGUUUCAUCACGGAGUUCGAGGACCACAUCUUUGUGUCAGUGGACGCUGAGGCGUUCCUGUUUCUACAUGAUCUCAUAUCUUCUUAUAUCAAGGAGAAGGACCGCGUCAUGCCGGGCACCGGCACGCGCGCGGCGUGGGGCGAGGUGGCCGGGCCGCGCGCGCCCGCGCAGGACUACCGCGACUACCACUGCCUCACCUGGCACCUCGAGCCCACCGUCAGACUCUUAUCGUGGGGCGGCAAGUCCAUCGAGCCGUACGGCGUGGACUACAUCCUGCAGAAGCUCGGCUUCUCGCACGCGCGCACCACCAUCCCCAAGUGGCUGCAGCGCGGCGCGCUCGACCCGCUCGACAAGCUGCUGGCGCUCGCGCUGCUGCGGCUCGUCGCGCUGCUGCCGCACAAGCCGGCCCCGAGCUAGACUUGACUCGACC